CUCUCUCUCUCUCUCUCUGUUGCAGCAGCACACUCACCGGGGUUGGCAGCACAAAGCAGAGUCGCUCUUUUACCACCUUACGCGCGCGCGUGCACACACACACACACACACACACACACACACACACACACACACACACACACACACACACACACACACACACACACUCCCGAGACACACACACGUUCAGAAACUCGGCACACACCUCCUAAGCGACACCCCGGGAGCUGAAGCAGAACUGACGAGAGGAAGGAUGCAAGGAGGAAAAAGAGAGAGAGAGAGAGACCGGUAAAAAGAAGAUAAGAGAAGACUAAGUAAAAGAAUAAGAAGAGAAAGUAAAGAUACAUUUUGGAAAAACAUCAAUCAGGUUGUCCAAUUGAAGAGCUUCCUCCUGAGGCCUCCUGCUGACUGAUAACAAGCACAACUCUGUAUAAGUGUGGGGGCUUAAUGAGUUUGUGCACAUAACCUCUUACGCCACCUCUGUGUGUGUUUGUGUGGCACCAUGCUGUGGACAGUGAUACUAGCGCUACUGCUGCUUCUGCUGCUGCAGACUCAGCUGUCUGUGUGCUUAAGGGAAUUACGCAGCGGGGGCUCCAACUCCCCUGCCUACUCAUCUUCAUCACCAUCUUCCUCCUCCUCUUACAAUGCUACCCAGCAGCGGCUGCCCGGAGCGAUUAUUAUUGGCGUGCGAAAAAGCGGCACAAGAGCCCUGCUGGAGAUGCUCAACCUGCACCCAAAUGUGGAAGUGGCAAAGGCCGAGGUGCACUACUUCAACGUGGAGGAGCACUACCGCCGAGGCCUGGCCUGGUACCGAGCCCAGAUGCCCUUUACCGUCCCAGGUCAGCUGACAGUGGAGAAGACCCCUGGCUACUUUGCAGCCCCUCAGGUUCCUCUACGUGUCUGGAACAUGAACCCCGCCGUCCGCUUGUUGCUCAUUGUCCGGAACCCGGCCGAAAGGCUGGUCUCUGACUACACCCAAGUCCUCCACAACCGCCUGACCCGCCACAAGUCCUACCAGCCACUAGAUGAGCUCCUGAUUCACAAGGGCCACAUUGACCCUGGGUACAAGGCGCUGCAGAGGAGCCUGUACCACCAGCAUCUGGCCCGCUGGCUGGAGGUCUUCCCCAGGGAGCAGAUCCACGUGGUGGACGGUGACGCGCUCAUUCGGGAUCCCUUCCCUGAGCUGAGGAAGGCUGAGAGGUUUCUGUACCUGCCGCCCAGGAUAAGUCCCAGCAACUUCUACUACAACACCACCAAGGGCUUCUACUGCCUCCUGUCUGCCGGUCACGACAAGUGCCUGGACGAGUCUAAAGGCAGGCCACAUGCGCCACUGAGCACCCAGGCUUUUAACAAGCUUUGUCGCUACUUAAGGAAGCCUAACAACUUGUUCUUUGAAAUGGUGGGGAGGUCGUUUUCCUGGUGCUGAUCUAGUGGUGAAAAGCAUUCGUGAAGAAGAACACCUCCUGCACAAUUCCAACACAUUCAGGGACACAGAAGGAGCAAGAAACUGUGAUUUCUGUGUUUUUGUAUGUGGAUGAGUGGCAAGAUUUUUAGUUCAAUUAAAGUCAUAAACAUCUCUUGUUGUUGAUACCUUCUCAGGUAUAAAUGUGGCCAACAAAAGCAGCCCAUCUGUGUGUGAAAAUGUGUGGGGAAUUCAAACUGCUCGUGUUGAAAAUGUGGCCAACACAACCUUUACCAUGACCAUACUGGUGCCUCCUUGGAUGGAUAGACUCACUUGACAAAGCUACGACAACCGUGCCAUACGCAGGUUUGAAAGUGAAAACGUGAGAAAGUGCUCGUUUGUGCACAUUUGUAGGGUGUUAAAAGAAAAUGUGUAGACUUUGAAGUGAUGUAGAAAUAGACAAGUGGUGAAAAGAUGGUUGAAUGACUGAACUGUUGCACUAUGAACUCUGAUUGCAUU
This is a messenger RNA of Etheostoma spectabile (orangethroat darter), 1921 nucleotides long. RefSeq names its product heparan sulfate (glucosamine) 3-O-sulfotransferase 1-like 2 (gene hs3st1l2). The coding region runs from base 503 to 1426 and encodes 307 amino acids. Gene Ontology annotation, molecular function: [heparan sulfate]-glucosamine 3-sulfotransferase activity. The record is from RefSeq and is a predicted model, not a curated record. Lineage: Eukaryota; Metazoa; Chordata; Actinopteri; Perciformes; Percidae. The transcript is spliced from 3 exons.